This is a messenger RNA of Felis catus (domestic cat), 5725 nucleotides long. RefSeq names its product neural precursor cell expressed, developmentally down-regulated 9 (gene NEDD9). The record is from RefSeq and is a predicted model, not a curated record. The transcript has 7 exons. Gene Ontology annotation, cellular component: plasma membrane; cytoplasm. The coding region runs from base 1377 to 3884 and encodes 835 amino acids. Gene Ontology annotation, biological process: cell migration; cell surface receptor protein tyrosine kinase signaling pathway. Gene Ontology annotation, molecular function: protein binding. NCBI's taxonomy places the organism in Eukaryota, Metazoa, Chordata, Mammalia, Carnivora, Felidae.
GCCGAAGUCGGACGCUUAGCCAACUGAGCCACCCAGGCGCCCCUGCAACCUUAUUCUUAAAAAGCAUCAUCAAGCUUCCUGGGUAUGGCUUGAUCUCCUUUUCUUAGGUUAAAUAGUUGCACUAAGAGGAUUAACAGCAAGAGUAGGACCCCUUCCCAGGUACUGACCAUAACGCAGCCCCCCUGCCCCCAGAGGAGAGGACCAGCAUACAGCACAAGCCUGUGGUUAUGAGGCAUAGUACAGGGGGAGAUGAUUAAUGCAUGUCAGUUCUAAAGGAAUGAAAAGCACGAGGCUGAAAGAUCAAGUCCAUGUUUCUAGAGAAGCAAACAGGGGGCAGAAAUCCAAACAACAACUGCCAAAAAUUCCACGAAUAUGUAAAGUCCCAAACAUGAUCCGCCCGAUAGGCUGUCCCUCCUCCCACAAAGGAUCACCACUGCAGUGACUCAAGUGCAUCCAGACACUUUAGGGAAGCACCAGAGAGAUCACUUUUAGUUUUCCAAGUGCUCGCGAUGAAUUUAUGGCAUCCCGACUCCUCUCUGUGCUGGGAAGGAGCAGGCAUGUGGCGAUGGCUGCCAUCAUCCUGCGAAACAUUACUGACGCCAAGAAAUGAAAUCUUCGGAGCCUUUGAAAGGCUUCCAAGAAUGUCAGCACGUACUGCCUGCCCGCUCUCUGCUGAAUGCCUACUUUGGCUGUCUGCUUAGUACUGAAUGUGCCAGACAGGCCUUCUUACAAAGGGAGAGAGUGUUUUGGGCCCAUGAAAGGGGAAGGCACAGCGUUUCUGUUGUGAAUGGCGAGAUUCAAGAAGUAGGGGAAAAAGUGGCAGCGUGAGGCGAGGCCUUCAGGAAAGGUACAAAUAAAAGACCAAAAAAGAAAAGGGAUGGCAUCCACCUACGUGUGGCAAAUUCUGCCAUCACUCCCUGCCGUCAAAUAUAGAGAUGGAGACUACUGUCACGCCACGCACCAGGCUCGAUUUCCAUGGGGGGGGGAAGAAACCCCAAAAACGCUUGCUUGUAGAUUCUCCCUGGAUCCAAGGACUUCUUGAUCAACUGAGAGUAAGAAUUUUUAAGCGCUGGCAAGGCAUAUAUAACUGUACGUUUGUUUCCAUUUUCACACCAAAUAGAAAUGCCACUCGUACUGCUUGUUAUUUGGGUUUUUCUUUGACUCUUUCUGCCUCCAAUAUGUGAAGGGAAAAAGAUGAGACGCGUCCGCUGUAGCACUUGGAAUAUUUUAUUCUGCAAGCUGGCUUUAAGAAAGGAAGAAAAAUGUUUUGUGUAGUGAACUCUUUAACGGCGCUGCCCAUAAUUCCUUGGCACAGCAGCUACCGCUAGAGGAAAGAACUCUUGUGGUGUUCUGGGCUUUUCCGAGGAGGCAGUCUGAUGUCAUUGGUGGCAGACGCAAAUCUCAUGGCAAGGGCCUUAUAUGACAACGUCCCGGAGUGUGCCGAGGAGCUGGCCUUCCGCAAGGGAGAUAUCCUGACUGUCAUAGAACAGAACACAGGAGGACUGGAAGGGUGGUGGCUCUGCUCCUUACAUGGUCGACAAGGCAUUGUCCCCGGCAACCGGGUGAAGCUUCUGAUUGGCCCCAUUCAGGAGACCCCCUCCAGUCAGGACCAGCCUACUUCUGGACUCACGCACCAGACCUUUGGCCAACAGAAGCUCUAUCAAGCGCCAAACCCACAUGGCGGCCCUCGAGACACAAUCUACCAAGUGCCACCUUCCUACCAACAUCAGGGGAUUUACCAAGUCCCCACUAGCCAUGGUACCCAGGAACAGGAUGUGUAUCAAUUACCGUCAUCCGUGCAGAGAAGCAUUGGGGGGGCUAACGGCCCCCACUUAAGCAAAAAGGUGAUAACCCCCGUGAGAACAGGCCAAGGCUACGUGUAUGAGUACCCGACCAGAUACCAAAAGGAUAUCUACGACAUCCCUCCUUCCCACACCACUCAAGGGGUAUAUGACAUCCCUCCAUCAUCAGUCAAAGUCCCUGUGUUUUCAGUUCCAGUGGGAGAAAUAAAACCUCAAGGCGUCUAUGACAUCCCUCCUACAAAAGGGGUAUAUGCCAUUUCACCCUCUACUUGCCGAGACGAAGCAGGGCUGAGGGAAAAAGAGUAUGAUUUCCCCCCUCCGGUGAGGCAAUCGGGAAGGCUGGACGUCAGACCAGAGGGCGUUUAUGACAUCCCCCCAGCCAGCACCAAGCCAAUGGGGAAGGACCUUCGCAUAAAAUAUAACUGUGAUGCUCCGGGAGCCGCUGAACUGGCCACACGAAGACACCAAAGCGUUUCGGUGAACCACCCACAGCUGGGACAGUCACUGGGCGCCCAGAACGAUGCAUAUGAUGUCCCCCGAGGGGUUCAGUUUCGGGAGCCAGCGGCAGAAAGCGGUGAGAAAGCAAACCCCGAAGAAAGAGACGGCGUGUACGACGUCCCUCUGCACAACCCACCAGAUGUCAAAGGCUCUCAGGACGUGGUGGACAGUAUCAACCGGUUAUCUUUCUCCAGCACGGGCAGCACCAGGAGUAACAUGUCCACGUCUUCGACCACCUCCAAGGACUCCUCGCUGUCAGCCUCCCCGUCUCAGGACAAAAGGCUCUUACUGGAUCCAGACACAGCCAUCGAGAGACUUCACCGGCUCCAGCAGACCCUGGAGACGGGCGUCGCCAGCCUCAUGGCGCUGGUCACCACAGACUGGCGGUGUUACGGAUACAUGGAACGACACGUCAACGAGAUCCGCACCGCGGUGGACAAGGUGGAGCUGUUCGUGAGGGACUACCUCCAUUUUGCCAAGGGAGCUGUAGCAAACGCUUCCUGCCUCCCCGAACUCGUCCUCCAUAACAAAAUGAAGCGGGAGCUCCAAAGAGUGGAAGACUCCCACCAGAUUCUGAGCCAGACCAGCCAUGACUUAAACGAGCACAGCUGGUCCCUGAACAUUCUGGCCAUCAACAAGCCCCAGAACAAGUGCGAUGAUCUGGACCGGUUUGUGAUGGUGGCGAAGACAGUGCCCGAUGAUGCCAAGCAGCUCACCACAACCAUCAACACCAACGCGGAGGCGCUCUUUAGACCAGGCACGGGCAGCUCACACGUGAAGAGUGGGUCUGGGAGCAUCAUGAACUCCGCUGAGUACCCACACGCCGCGUCCCAGAUGCAGCUGCUGCAUCCCGGGGACCACAAGGCCCAAGCCCUCACCAAGCCAUUGCCCCCGAGCCUAGGCAAGGACCAGCCUCCUGACUGUAGCAGCAGCGAUGGGUCUGAAAGGAGCUGGAUGGAUGAUUAUGAUUAUGUCCACCUACAGGGCAAGGAGGAGUUUGAGAGGCAACAGAAGGAGCUGCUGGAAAAGGAAAAUAUCAUCAAACAGAGCAAGAUGCAGCUGGAACAUCAUCAGCUAAGUCAGUUCCAGCUGCUGGAACAGGAAAUUACCAAGCCCGUGGAGAACGACAUCUCCAAGUGGAAGCCCUCUCAGAGCCUCCCGACCACAAACAGCAGCGUGGGCUCUCAGGAUAGGCAGCUGCUCUACUUCUACUAUGACCAGUGUGAGACCCAUUACAUCUCCCUCCUCAAUGCCAUCGACGCCCUCUUCAGCUGUGUCAGCUCCGCGCAGCCCCCACGCAUCUUCGUGGCCCACAGCAAGUUUGUCAUCCUGAGCGCACACAAACUGGUGUUCAUUGGGGACACGCUGACGAGGCAGGUGGCCACCCAGGACAUUCGCCACAAAGUGAUGAACUCCAGCAACCAGCUCUGCGAACAGCUCAAGACUAUAGUGAUGGCGACCAAGAUGGCCGCCCUCCAUUACCCCAGCACCACGGCCCUGCAGGAGAUGGUGCACCAUGUGACAGACCUGUCCAGGAACGCCCAGCUCUUCAAGCGCUCUUUGCUGGAGAUGGCAACCUUCUGAGAAGGGCAGGAAGAAGGGGGAGCUGAGCGCGCCACCAAGGAAAACUGGAAAUGCUAUCUGGUUUUUGUAAAUGUUAUCUAUUUUUGUAGAUAAUUUUAUAUGAAAAUGAAAUAUUUUAACAUUUGAUGGGGUUAGAUGACAUUCAGAAAUUCAGGGAGCUCGAGGGGGAAUUUUUUUUUUUUCCCGUGUGGUUCUUAUGUAAACACGUAAGCAUCUAAGGCAUCAGCUGUACAGAAACGUGUCCAUGUGCGUGUGUAUGCCUGUGUAGGCACGUUCGUUUGUAGACGUCUGUCCGAGACAUUCCAGUAGAAAACAUGAAUUAAGAAGCACCUUAGUAACCACCUCCUAAUGCUGCAUUUUUUUCCUUUUUUUUCUGUUUUUUUUUUUUUUUUUUUUUUUUUAGAAAACAUACCAGCUAGUUGUAAUAUUGCUAUAUGUAUACUAGCAAUUAUCCUGAGCCUGUCACUUCCAAGUCUGGGAAGCACGUAUACAUGCAAAUGUUCACCUUCCAAUAAUGAGGCAUGAUGUGACUUGUUCUUGUGUUGGGGCCCCUUUCAAAGUCGACCUUCUCGGGCACAUUGUGGCAAAAUGCCGCACUUCUGAUGGAGGAAGCCCUGUUAGAAGUUUCAGGAAGUGUAUGUUGAUUCAAGCACCGAUAUUUUCGAAGUAUUUCAAGGCCAUAUCCCCAGUUCGGGCUGGGUUGUUUCAAAACAGAGAGGACAUCACAAUAAAAGGAGAGCACAUGUUUCCCCGGGGCUUUUUGAUCAUCUGCGUUUAUGAGUGAUUUGGCCAUGAGGCUUUCCAGAGGGUGUUUUAAAUUUGCAAAGACCAGAUUAUUUGCAGCAGGAAUUCAUAAAGACAUAUCAGACUACGAUUGUCCACAAAAAGCAGGGAUGGUUCCGUUCUGUCAGGUUUAAGUAGAGGCCUUUUUGGACUCUCAACAUUCACUUGGGUGCUACCACCGUCAGUACCUGAGGAAAACUGACCAAUUUCUUAGUCACUUAAAGGUGAAGAGCCUCCAGGCCACAUCCUAUUCUAUGAAAAUCCAUUUCUUGAUCUCGCACCCUUCUUCAAACAUGCAGCUGCUGACCCAGCACUGAGCCCAUCCAGCCUUUACAAUUCUGUCUGGCCCACGGCCCUGUGUAAACAGCCCAUUGCCAUCUCACAGCUCAGCAAAGUCCAUUCCAUAGUCUUCCCCCUUAAACCUGUUGGUGUUGGCACAGUACAGACACAACACAAGCCAUCAGAUUCAUCUUGGGGCAGAUGAGACCUUUCCUACCCAAUGGGUAAAGGUAUUCUCACAUUACUGAGUCAGGAAGCAUGUUAUCUAUGGGCUUUUGGUCCCGUUCUUAUUUAAUGGUUCUAGUCUAGCCUAUUGGAAAACGUUUUUAUUUUGCAAUAUAUGCCUUGACUUAAUUAAGCUUGCUUGUUUUAAAAACCAAAUCAUUGGAACAGGAAGGGAUUUAAGAGAGAAGAAUGUGUGAUCUAAGUGUGAUGGAAAAAAAAAAAAUCAGUGAAACAUCAUAGAAGGUGCUUUUGAAAACAGCCGUGAUUGUAGCUCUCCAAGUUCUCUGUCAAAAGAUGAUUACAAAUUGUAUGGUUAUAUGACAAGUAAGUUUGUAGGGAGGAAGGAGACUGCUGAAAAUCAACUAAGCAGGAGUUCAUAAGUGUCCCUAUAGAGUCCAUUGUAUAAUAAUGUGUAUUUCUUAGGAGAUGGCAGACUUGUUCUAAGUUACGUGGUGACAUUUCACGUUUUCGAAACCAAAACAUCCAGUCUGUAUUACUCUUUCCCAUCUUGUAUGUAAAGGUUAUUUUUUAAACAUUAAAUUUUUAGAUCUCGA